Molecule: messenger RNA, 1698 nt
Organism: Manihot esculenta (cassava)
Lineage: Eukaryota; Viridiplantae; Streptophyta; Magnoliopsida; Malpighiales; Euphorbiaceae
Exons: 6
Coding region: 287-1600 (437 amino acids)
Source: RefSeq, a predicted model, not a curated record
GAUAAAAUUGACUGGUGGGCUGCUAUAAAAGUCAAAGCACGUUCUGUAAUUCAACUUCCAACACAAGAAAAUACACAACCUGCUGAUGAACCAUUUCAACAAGAGGAAAUGGAACACACUGCCAUAAUUAGAGAAAUUGAUGAUUCAACACAACAAUUAAAUGAUCCAACUGGGGAUGUUAUUGAAAUUGAUGAUGGUGAAGAAAAUGAUGAAGAUGAAACUAUAAUAGCAACAGAAACAGAUGAUGAUGAUGAUGAUGACUUAGAUGUAGAUAGUGAAUAGAAGGAUGAGAGGACGAGGACGCGGAUCUUCAUCACGGGGUCGAGGAGACCAUGGCAGGGGUAGUGUCCACACAACUGAAUCAGAAAAUGUCAAUCAAGAUUUGGUACAACACACUGCUUUGAUUCCUAGACCAGACCAGGGUGAGAGAUCCACACCGGGUGCUGCAUCAUCCACUCCUGCAUCAGUGCACACAUCUGCUACUGCCUCAGCACCCAUAGGUUUGCCACCUAUUGCAUCUACGGCUACAUCUGCAUCUGCUUCUGGUAGUUGUGCACCUACAGGGCUCAGACCACAUAUUCACUUAGUAAAUUCAGUCAUGCAGCCUUCUGAUCCGAUUGCUAGGCGGAUUACCUUGAUCUUCAAGGAAAAGUUAGUAGCAGAUGGAUUUUGUUGGAAGAAUGUACCAGAAGAGGUUAAAGAAUUCUAUUGGCAAGAAUUUAAGAAACACUUCUUAUGGGAGGAGGCAAUAGAACAACUGAUGAAGAUAGCUUGGAGGAAGAAAGCUGCCGAGCGAUAUCGUAGCCUUAUGUGUAGCGUAAGGAAUGGGAAGGAGAAGAGACUAUCACUGACAGAAGGAGUAAUGGAUGCAUGGCAAUUCGCUUGGGGAGCAACUGAGUAUAAAGAGAAAUGCAAAAAAUUCUCAAAUAACAGAAAGAGUGAAACAGGUGGGCAAGGUGCUGGCCCAUCAAGACAUUGUGGAGGAUCCAUAUCUCAGUAUAGGCAUCAACAACAGAUGCGCGAAAGACUAGGCAGAGAUCCUCUACCUCAUGAGUUAUUUGAGGCUACGCAUAAGAAGAAGGGUUCCUCAGAGUUUGUUGAUGCACGCUCAAAGUCCAUUCAUGAUCGCUUUCUGACUUUGAAAGAGCAAGCAUCACAGACAGAUAAUGACAGUAGUCAGGCAUCCCGCGUUGAUGAGGCUCAGUUAUACUUUGAGGCAGUAGGUGGAGAGAAAAAAAGAAGGGUGUACGGUCUUGGAUCACAGGCUUCAGUUUUCUUCCCAAACAAGACUUCUGCUAAUACAUCCUUCACAUCAGCUCAGCAAAAUCAGGAUCUUCAAGAUGAAAUGGCUGAUCUCAGACGCAAGCUACAGGAGCGUGAGGAUAAUGAACAAGCAUUGAUUGAGCAAAAUGUGCGGAUUACCUCUGAGCUCUCACAGGUGAAGGAUUUACUUAUGCAGCUUGUGAGUGAAAGACAAGGCAACCAGCCUUCAGCUCCCGGUGAGGGAACUUCUGCACAGCCUGCACAGCCUGCACAGCCUCCUUAUCAAGCAGAUGAAACAAAUGAUGAGGACGAGGACGAGAACACUACACAUUUAUAGUUUCUUUUUUCAUUACACAUAUGUACUAGGAUAAUAAAGAAUUUGUUAAUUUUUUGAGUUUAAAAUUGAACAGCUGGAUGUUUGGAUAUAUGUUUGAU